Molecule: messenger RNA, 2493 nt
Organism: Zingiber officinale
Lineage: Eukaryota; Viridiplantae; Streptophyta; Magnoliopsida; Zingiberales; Zingiberaceae
Product: exonuclease DPD1, chloroplastic/mitochondrial-like
Exons: 3
Coding region: 780-1808 (342 amino acids)
Biological process (GO): DNA catabolic process
Cellular component (GO): cytoplasm
Molecular function (GO): nucleic acid binding; 3'-5'-DNA exonuclease activity
Source: RefSeq, a predicted model, not a curated record
UCAUUCCCAUUCCCUUACCCGAACCAAGCGCCCCCUUAGUAAUGGUCCAUUCCUAUAUUUAGAGGAAUGAAUCCGUGGGUCCCACCAUCAUUUCCCCAAACCAAGCACCAAGUUUCAUUCCAUUCCCAUUCCAAACCCCCCAAACAAACAGCCCUUGAUCAGUUCUCAAUCUCACAUUUGGAAUGAGUUUGUUUUUAUUUUUUAUUUUUAUUUUGUUUUCUUUGUUCUAAUAGAUAUCUAUAUCUUUAUAUUAUAUAUUAUAUAUUUUUUGGGUCCAGAAUACUGUGUUUUCAUGAUCACUCUUACAAUGUUUUUUACAAACAUUAUAAAUAGAAUAACCCUUGUAUACAAAUAUCUGGAUGUUAAUGAGAGUGUGGUAGUCUACAAUCCCUUAUGAUUAUACUUCGUUCAUAGGUAAUGUCUAGUAAUUAAGUCAUUAUGAUAUAUUUUUUCUUCUGCUCUAGAUGCUCUUUUUGCAAUUACCUUGCAUGAGACUUUUGGCAGAAUGAUACAUCAAUCAAUUGAAUUCAAGGACAUUAAAAUUCAAUUGUCACAUAGUUUCCCUAGGUUUGGGGCAAGUUUUUAUGUGUUUGUUAUUAAUUAAUUAGCAAAUAACCUAGCUUGCCGUAUAGAAUCUCCAUGAUAUGUACUCGAGGUAUUUUCCUAAAUUAGUUUCAGAACAUUUAUACACAAAAACUUAUUCCGAAAGAGUUGCAUUCAGAUAUGCAAUGCAGAAAAUGUGCUAUCUUGUAGCUUUUUACUGAUUAACUUUGAUUUUCAUGACUCCAGAUGUUGGUAAUUUGUGUGUAAUAUUUUUUGCUGGGAAAAUACUUGAUGCAGGUUCCACUCUUUUAAGAAUGUCACCAUCUGUUUUCUUUGGAAAUCUUCAUCAAUUGCUGAACAACCUGGGCAGCAAUUCAACUAUCAAGUUUCUCAAGCUCCAAUAUUGCACUUGUAAACAAUUUCAUGUUUGGAGAUACAAUCAACAAAAUUCAGCACCAGUAAAUGAAGCAAGAUUUGGACUGCAGAGUUCUAUUGCAGCAUGUAACAACCCUCUGUCAAAUCUUCAGAAUGAAUUGGUGUCUGUCAGAGCUUGGUCAAGUAAAACUACCAGGUUGAAGUCGAGAAAGUUAUCAACAAACAGAGCUACUCCACGUAAAAUUGAGAAACUAAUAGUGAGGGCAUCAACAACAAAUAGCAAAAAUCAGACAGAGCUUCUUCAACCUAAAACUGUUAAUUGUAAUGGUUUCCAGCAAAGUACUUCUGUUAGGAAAGCUAUAGAUUGGCCUGCGACUAUUCUUGUUUUUGACAUUGAAACAACAGGGUUCAGUCGACAAAAUGAAAGGAUCAUUGAGAUUGCAAUUCGCGAUCUUAUUGGUGGCAAGGACAGUACUUUUGAAACACUUAUUAAUCCGAAGAAACCUGUAUCAAAUACAUAUGUUCAUGGAAUUCAAUAUGAUAUGGUUAACCGGCCUGAUGUCCCAACGUUUAGAGAGCUACUUCCUAUCCUCCUGCAAUAUGUUCGGAGUCGCCAAAUGCCUGGAAAACCUGUUAUAUUGGUCGCUCACAAUGCGCGUCUGUUUGAUGUACCAUUUAUCACCAAUGAAUUCCAGCGCUGUUCGAUGGAUAUUCCUGAAGACUGGGGAUUUCUCGAUACUCUUCCUCUUGCACGUCAAUUGGUAAUGCCAGACGGUAUACAAUCGAUGCAAUGCCUUGAUUUGGAUCCUUGCCCGUUGAGGGAAGGGCGCUCUCUUUCUAGUGUACUUGUUCGGUGGCAAGGCAGACGAGGGGUUGGGACUGAGGACUGAGGAUGGGAUCUCUAUGAAUGGAGAGCUGAGCUACAAGGAUUUCAGGCCCUUCAGCAAACCAGGUCUUGAGCAUUUGUGUUUUGAGCGGAGGAAGGAUCAUGAGUAGGAGGAAACCUCAUGCCCACAAGGAAGAAUUUUGUAUUGGUGUUGUUUUUGUGUCUUGGAGCGAAAGAGGAACAACCGUUAUUCUCAGCUGUGUCAGGGGCACUCACGACACAAGACUUUAAUCCUUGCCAGUGAUAGGCAAGUUGACAUGCUUAACCUGACUAAUCAAGGUUGCAGUAACCACAAUUAAUGGGAAUCACAUAUUAAACAUUCAUUCUGAUUUAUUCUAUUAAUCAUACCACUUUUAACAACUCUUACAUGCAAGUCAAAUUGUGUUGAAACCGAGUGAUUGAAACUGUAUCUGUUGGUAUUAGUUCUUUACUUCAUGCAGUGUGGUUAAAUCUUGCAGAGUGCAAGUUUAUAUCAUUGUUGAUACAACAAAAAUGACAGAGAUCAAAUAACUGCCAUGAUCCAAAACAUCUGUAAUAUCUUACAUUAUGCUGAUUCUUAUUUUAGCAUCAUUUCAUUCCUAGACGCAUUUAUUGUAUUUCAGCAUGCUUGACUACGAUAGAGCCAUAAAAUGCCUGAAGAUCCAAAAUUACAAGCAACGUAUACUUCAAUAACACCCCUUCUAUUUCUG